AUGGGCCGUCGAGUGAUUUCUGUUAUAGGCACCACCGGCGUGGGCAAGUCGCAGUUUGCCGUCGAGCUUGCGCGUGCAAUUGACGGUGAGAUUAUCAACGCCGAUUCCAUGCAGAUGUACCGCGGCUUGGACCAGAUCACCAAUAAACAUCCUGUUAACGAACGCUACGGAGUGCCUCACCAUGUGAUGGACCAUGUGGCCUGGGACGCGGAGUACUACAUCCACCGGUUCAAGCAGGAGGCCAUGGAAGCUAUUGAGGACAUCCAUUCGCGCGGGAAGACGGCCAUUCUUGUUGGAGGCACCCAUUACUAUUUGCAGAGCCUGCUAUUUCUGAACCGGACUCUGGACGGUACCCAGGCCGCCAAAUUGUCUGAAGAGGAGCAGGCGAUCCUGGACGGGCCUGCUGACAAGGUUUUCGAGACGCUCAUGCAAAAAGACCCGAAGGUUGCACAGAAGUUCCACCCAAACGACCGACGUCGUGUGCGGCGUGCCCUGGAGAUCUAUUUCUCCACGAAAACCAAAACGUCCGAGCUGUACGGCCAGCAGCGGCAGCAGACGGCGUCGACGCUGCGAUACAACACGCUGUUUUUUUGGCUGUAUGCGAAAACGGCUGUUCUGGACACCCGGCUGGACUCGCGUGUGGACAAGAUGAUCCAACACGGAGCUCUGGACGAGGUGCGCCAGAUGAACGAGUUUUACCAGCAGAUGGAUCCGAAGAUGGAGCUGGACCGUGGCGUCUGGCAGGUGAUCGGGUACAAGGAGCUUGUUCCGUGUCUGGACUCGAGCGAGAGUCUGGAGUCGUGUGUCGAGACGAUGAAAAGAGCCACCCGACGGUAUGCGCGCAAACAGGUGCGGUGGAUCGCCAACACUCUGUCGCGAGAGCUGGCGGUCGAGGAGGAGCACGGCUGGAUGAACGGCGGGCGAAUCAUCACCCUGGAUGCGACCGAUUUGGACUCGUGGGAGCAAACGGUUGCACAACGGGGCAUUUCUAUUUGCAACGAGUUUCUGGCAGGAUCCACUUUGGCCAACUACGAGGCGGUACCCAAGUCGCUGCAGGACGAGCUGAAACCGAAGGAGACGUUCGAGUACAACGACGAGACGAAAUGGAAGCACUACUACUGCGAAACAUGUGUGGAUAGCGACGGGAACCCGAAACUGUUUCUGGGAGAGCACAUUUUUUGGCACUUAUUUAGCCAGCUUUUUCUCGGAAGAGGAUCCUUGCGAUUCGCGGACGUAGUCGUCGUUGCUGAUGACGUGCUCCUCGAUGAGCUCGGAGGCCAGGUCGGUGGUGUCUGGUUCCUGCGGAAUGAACAGGUUGAGGAAGACACCAAGGAAACCGGUCACGGCAAAGCCGGUUUCCAUCACCAGGACGAUGGCGUUGAAGAAUCCAGAAAGCGAUUUGUUGUCACCGGAGUAGGUGAAGACGUUGUCGAACCAGUCACCAACAAGCGUGGCGCCGAAACCGAACAUGAGCGAGCAGGUCAAGAUGAAUCUGUCUCUUCUUGUGAAAGGAGUGGUGGAGAUAAUCUUGAGACCGGAAACAGCAACAGAGGUGAACAGGAAGGUGGUCAUUCCUCCGAGCACGGCGCUUGGGAUGGCAACCAAUGCAGCGGCGAACUUCGAAAACACUCCCAUGACAAUCAAGAAGAAGCAGCACCAGUAUCCAACGGUUCUGGAUGCGCACUUGGUGAUGGAGAUGACACCGUUGUUCUGGGCAAAGGUGGACAUUGGGGUCAUGGUCAUCAAAGCGGCGAUGAUACCAUUGAAACCGUCGGCAAGCACACCUCCCUGGACUCUGGACUCGUACAGCGGACCCUCGAUGUCUGUUCUGGACACAUCACAGGUGGCGGUGAUAUCUCCGAUUGCUUCCAUCAUCAGCACGAUGUAGCACGCCAAAAACGGCAGCACAACGGGACCAUAAACGGAGAGUUUGAAGGUGUGGACCCACAUGAAGGUGACGGCUGGAGCAGCGUCGAUGUUGUCGUGCGAGAAGUAGCCACAAGCAGCAGCGACAAUGCAGCCGACAAGCAGUCCAACAAUGACAGCACAGGACUUCAUGAUAGGAGAACCCCAUUUUUCACAGAUAAUGAUGGCGACGUAGACAAGGAAACCGAGACCGAUGAAUUGGGCGGAUCCCCAGUUGUAACCUUUGGCACACGAGUUGGCAGUGUCUACACAGCUGGAGCCACCAACGAAAUCUUCGAAACCGGACGAAACUAG
Messenger RNA from Ogataea philodendri, 2220 nucleotides. RefSeq lists its product as uncharacterized. The transcript is spliced from 2 exons. Gene Ontology annotation, biological process: tRNA modification. NCBI's taxonomy places the organism in Eukaryota, Fungi, Ascomycota, Pichiomycetes, Pichiales, Pichiaceae. Gene Ontology annotation, molecular function: tRNA dimethylallyltransferase activity. Gene Ontology annotation, cellular component: mitochondrion. The record is from RefSeq and is a predicted model, not a curated record. The coding region runs from base 1 to 2220 and encodes 739 amino acids.